Messenger RNA from Heterobilharzia americana, 234 nucleotides. The record is from the annotation of a GenBank genome assembly. Lineage: Eukaryota; Metazoa; Platyhelminthes; Trematoda; Strigeidida; Schistosomatidae.
AUGUAUUUUGGCGAUAAUUUUGAUCACAGCCAAUGGGAUGAAAACCAUAAUGUCAAUGAUAAUCAGAUUGUAGGAAUUUCUAGCAAUGUAGAUGAUGAAUCUCGUGGAAACUCGGAACACUUAUUGAAUGGAAGCUAUCCGUUGAAAAUACCCAUGGAUGACCGCUGUAACAUACUAACAUAUAAUGAACUGAGUUUCAGCAGUCGGAUGGAGAUAUUAACUUCAAUGGUCUAA